CCCAUCAUUACUUGAUAAUCUCACACAUCUCACAUUUUUAGACCUCUCAAGUAACAAUUUUAGCGGUCAGAUCCCAUCAUCACUGGGUAAUCUCACACAUCUCACAUUUUUAGACCUCUCAAGUAAUAAUUUAAACGGUCAGAUUCCAUCAUCACUUGGAAAACAUGUACAGCUUCGUUACUUGUAUCUCUCUUCCAAUAAAUUUAUGGGUCAAGUUCCAGAUUUAGGUAGACUAGUCAAUCUUUCAUAUUUAGAUUUAUCCAAUAAUCAACUAGUAAGUCCUAUCCAUUCUCAAUUAAAUACCCUUUCAAAUCUAGGGAGUCUAAGAUUAUAUGGUAACUUGUUCAAUGGAACAAUACCAUCCUUUUUGUUUGCUCUUCCUUCUUUAUAUUAUCUUGACCUUCAUAACAAUAAUUUCAUAGGCAAUAUAAGUGAACUCCAAGACGAUUCAUUGGAAUACCUUGAUUUGAGCAAUAACCACUUGCGUGGUCCAAUCCCAAGUUCGAUUUUCAAACAAGAGAACUUGACAACCCUUAUUCUUGCGUCCAAUAGUAAUUUGACAGGUGAGAUUUCUUCUUCUAUUUGCAAGCUGAGAUUCCUUCGGGUCCUGGACUUGUCCACCAACAGCUUGAGUGGUUCUAUGCCACAAUGUUUGGGGAACUUCAGCAGCAUGCUCUCCGUAUUGCAUCUAGGCAUGAACAAUCUUCAAGGCACCAUCCCUUCAACAUUUUCAAAGGAUAAUAGCUUGGAAUAUCUCAACCUCAAUGGAAAUGAAAUAGAAGGGAAAAUAUCAUCGUCUAUCAUCAACUGCACAAUGUUGCAAGUUCUUGAUCUUGGCAACAAUAAGAUUGAGGAUACAUUUCCUUACUUUCUAGAAACGCUUCCAAAGCUCCAAAUUCUUGUCCUAAAAUCCAAUAAACUCCAAGGUUUUGGGAAGGGUCCGGCUGCAUAUAAUUCCUUCUCUAAAUUACGGAUUCUUGACAUCUCUGACAACAAUUUUAGUGGGCCAUUGCCAACUGGGUAUUUCAAUAGUCUUGAAGCAAUGAUGGCCUCGGAUCAAAUCAUGAUUUACAUGGGGACAACAAAUUACACUGGCUAUGUCUAUUCCAUAGAAAUGACAUGGAAAGGUGUAGAAAUUGAGUUUACGAAGAUCCGAAGUACUAUCAGAGUACUUGAUUUGUCAAAUAACAAUUUCACCGGAGAGAUUCCAAAAAUGAUCGGAAAGCUUAAAGCACUCCAACAGCUCAACCUCUCUCAUAAUUCCCUUACAGGUCAAAUCCAAUCAUCAUUAGGAAAUUUGACCAAUUUGGAAUCAUUAGAUCUAUCUUCAAAUUUGCUUACCGGAAGGAUUCCAACGCAGCUGGGGGGUCUAACAUUUCUUGCAAUCCUAAACCUUUCACAUAACCAGCUAGAGGGGCGUAUACCAAGUGGAGAGCAGUUCAACACCUUUACUGCAACCUCAUUUGAAGGAAACUUGGGUUUAUGUGGAUUUCAAGUACUAAAAGAAUGCUACGGUGAUGAGGCACCAUCAUUACCGCCAUCAAGCUUUGAUGAAGGAGAUGAUUCAACACUGUUUGGAGGAGGAUUUGGAUGGAAAGCUGUGACAAUGGGGUAUGGAUGCGGGUUUGUGUUUGGAGUUGCAACGGGAUACAUCGUGUUUAGAACAAGAAAACCUUCAUGGUUUUUUAGGAUGGUUGAAGAUAUAUGGAAUCUCAAGAGCAAGAAAACAAAGAAGAAUGUUGGCAGAUGUGGUGCUGGAAGAAACUAGAUAAUGCAAUUGAUAUUUUCAAUACAAACAAGAUAUCAAGUGGAUUUGACAUUUAAACAACACUAGAGUGGCAGAUUCAUGGUAUUGGAUUCCCUUUACAAACAAGAUAUCAAAUGGUUUGGGUGUUGCUUCUGCGAAAAAGAUUCCAUGUAUGUAAUAGGUCAAGCAAGCAAUAGCUUGUGUUAACUAUAAAAUCAUUUAUGUUUUAUUGAGUUAUGAACAUUUCCUUAUUCUUGAUCACUUAAUUGAGUCUCCCUUUCUGGGAGUAUUUUGAGAUUUA
This is a messenger RNA of Populus trichocarpa (black cottonwood), 2048 nucleotides long. Its product is annotated as receptor-like protein 9DC3. The coding region runs from base 206 to 1768 and encodes 520 amino acids. The transcript has 2 exons. Gene Ontology annotation, molecular function: protein binding. Lineage: Eukaryota; Viridiplantae; Streptophyta; Magnoliopsida; Malpighiales; Salicaceae. The record is from RefSeq and is a predicted model, not a curated record.